Messenger RNA from Anoplopoma fimbria (sablefish), 612 nucleotides. It is a transcript of the gene gata1b, whose product is annotated as GATA binding protein 1b. Lineage: Eukaryota; Metazoa; Chordata; Actinopteri; Perciformes; Anoplopomatidae. Bases 1 to 612 code for a protein of 203 amino acids. Gene Ontology annotation, molecular function: DNA-binding transcription factor activity, RNA polymerase II-specific; zinc ion binding; RNA polymerase II cis-regulatory region sequence-specific DNA binding. The record is from RefSeq and is a predicted model, not a curated record. The transcript is spliced from 4 exons. Gene Ontology annotation, biological process: negative regulation of transcription by RNA polymerase II; cell fate commitment; positive regulation of transcription by RNA polymerase II.
AUGAGGCCGAGCGGCUGGCUGCUGCCAGUCACCACGUCAUCGGAUCCAGCUGUCAAUCACCCCCCCUCAUCAGCUUCCUCUCCUCAGCACCUGGAUGGAACAGUUACUAUGGCAACCUUCACCCCUCCCCCUCCACUGAUUGGGCCCUACCUGGCAGUCGGUCAUGGGGAAGGGGCGGUGCACAAGCGUGAGUGUGUGAGCUGUGGGUCGAGCAGCGCCCCCCUGUGGAUGAGAGACUCCUCAGGACGUCACCUGUGUAACACCUGCAGCCUCCAGCAGCAGACCAACAACCGUCCACUGCUGAGACCGAAGAGGAGAGCUGUGAGGACUGAUCACGUUGUGAGAAAAGGAGCUCAGUGUGUGAACUGUCUGACUGGAACGACGACGCUGUGGAGACGGAACUCUGCUGGAGAACCCGUCUGCAACGCCUGUGGCCUCUACUACAAACUACACCAGGUCAACAGGCCUCUGGCGAUGAAGAAAGACGGAAUCCAAACCAGGAACCGUAAAGUGUCCAAUAAGAACAAAAUAAGGAGGAAAUCUGACCAAUCAGAGACCAGGAUGUCUGUGCUGGUCCCGCCCACCAAGGAGGACAAGUUUCACUGCUGCUGA